ACGCAGAAAUGAUUGCUUACGAUACGAUCAACAACUCGAAGGAAGCAAUCGAACGAUGUGCUGCGGUGCUGCUGAGCGAAUUGAACGAGCUGAUAACGAACAGAAACGUUCCGGUUGCAAACUACGCCUCACUGAUUUGCUACAAAAUGCUGUACGGAAAAACAUUCCAUGCUUUGGCGGCCAAACUACCAACACUGCACCCAUUUUUGGGAACUUCUGCGGAAGAGAUCAAACUCUUCACUCGUACCACCGGACGCAGUUUGUCGUUGCGGCCAAUGCUUGCCAACGAACGGAUCGAGUACAGCGCUUUUGUGCAGCAGCUGUCAGCCGCGUUGCUGUCAUUUUGGGGAAUACGAUGA
Messenger RNA from Anopheles merus, 359 nucleotides. RefSeq lists its product as uncharacterized. Bases 9 to 359 code for a protein of 116 amino acids. The record is from RefSeq and is a predicted model, not a curated record. The transcript is spliced from 3 exons. Lineage: Eukaryota; Metazoa; Arthropoda; Insecta; Diptera; Culicidae.